Messenger RNA from Antechinus flavipes (yellow-footed antechinus), 975 nucleotides. RefSeq names its product olfactory receptor 11G2-like. Lineage: Eukaryota; Metazoa; Chordata; Mammalia; Dasyuromorphia; Dasyuridae. The record is from RefSeq and is a predicted model, not a curated record. Gene Ontology annotation, molecular function: G protein-coupled receptor activity; olfactory receptor activity. Gene Ontology annotation, cellular component: membrane. Gene Ontology annotation, biological process: G protein-coupled receptor signaling pathway.
AUGGUCAUUUCUGUCCUCUCCACAGGUCUAUUAGGCUUGAAUAUGUCUGAAGAAAACAGAGUGACUGAAUUCAUCCUUCUGAGUUUUCCAUGCCCCAGAGAGAUGCAGAUCUUACUCUUUGGAGUGUUCACUCUGACCUAUGCCCUGACCCUGGGGAAUGGAUCCAUCAUUUGUGCAGUAAAGUUAGAUCAACACCUCCACUCUCCUAUGUAUAUUUUACUAGCCCACUUUUCCUUCUUGGAGAUCUGUUAUGUUAACACCACAGUUCCUAAUAUGUUGGCAAAUUUCCUUUCUGAGACCAAGACGAUUUCCUUCACUGCUUGCUUCCUCCAGUUCUACUUUUUCUUUUCUACAGGUGUCACAGAGCCAUUCUUCUUAUCUCUCAUGGCUUUUGAUAGAUACCUAGCCAUUUGUCAGCCUCUGCAUUACCCCACAAUUAUGACUGGACGUUUUUGUAUCAAACUAGUGCUUUUUUGCUGGGUAACUGGCUUUCUCUGCUUCCCCAUCCCUAUCUAUUUUAUGUCUCAAUUGCCCUUCUGUGGCCCAAAUGUCAUCGAUCACUUUAUCUGUGAUCCAGGGCCCCUGAUUUCUUUGAUAUGCAUCCAUGCUCCAGUAAUUGAGCUUUCUUUUUCAAUUAUACCCUCUCUUGCCAUCUUCCUCACUUUCCCUUUCAUUCUUGGAUCCUAUACUCUGGUAUUCAGAGCUGUAUUACGAGUCCCUUCAGCAGCUGGAAGGAAAAAGGCUUUUUCCACUUGUGGGUCCCAUCUGACUGUGGUCUCUCUGUUCUUUGGAACUGUCUUGGUCAUGUAUAUCACACCCACAUCAGGACAUAUAACCACAACACAAAAGAUUAUCACCUUGUUUUACUCAGUGUUUACCCCACUUGUGAAUCCUCUGAUUUACAGCCUUAGGAACAAAGAGAUGAAGUCUGCCUUAAGAAAAGUACAGAUGAGCAUGAAAAUUCUAAAUAAAUGA